CGCGUCGACGACGAUUCAUGAAAGCGGCGACGAAAACGCCGGAUCCACUACUGCAUCUCGAUGUAACGACAUUUCCGGAAGGCGAACCAACGUCCGCUCGUGAAAUUUUUGGCAUCGACAACACGCUGUUCGAAAGAACGUAUCUUUUAUAUUAAUCUAUAUUAAACAUGUCAGAAGAACAUCAGUUACCUUCUGACUCAGAUGAAGAUGACGAAGAUUAUGUUCCUGAUGGUGCCGACAGUGAUCCAGUGUCUGAAGUAGAAUCUGAAGGUGAUAUUGAAAGUCCAGAGGAUGAAAAUGAUGAAAACAAGAGAGAAACUGAACAGAAAAAAGGUGCAAAGAGAUCUAAGGGUCGAAAGAGUAAAAAGACAAAGCGCAGGAGAACUUUAGAAAAGUCGAAAAUAUCUGAAGAAGAAAGUAAAGAAGAUGAAGAAUGUAAAGAAAAAAAAGAACUCACUGAAGAAGAAGAGAAAAAGAGAGCAGAUUCUCUUUGGGCUGACUUUAUGAAGGAUACCGCUGUUGUAUCGAAAUCAAAGCCACAGAAUACAAUAAAUAGAUCAAACGAGAGAUCGCCACCAGUAGUUCAAAAACCAAAAGUCCAAGAAAAGGUUAAGAUAACUAAGGUUUUUGAAUUUGCUGGUGAAGAAGUGAAGGUCGAGAAGGAAGUAUCGAUUGAUUCCGCGGAGGCCAGACUAUCUGUUUCCACAGCCGAAAAUUCCACCGCGAAGCCAUUGGAGUCGGUAUCUCCCGCGGUAAAAGAACGCGGGCGAGGCGGCAUUCGACGCGUCGGAUUAGGCGGUAUUUCUUCAGUUCUCGGACAAAUCGGAAAAAAGGCCAAAAUUAGUACAUUAGAAAAAUCCAAGUUAGACUGGGACAACUUCAAAAAACAGGAAAACAUUGAGGAAGAGCUUAAUACUCACAACAAAGGCAAGGAUGGAUAUUUAGAAAGGCAAGAUUUUUUGCAGAGAGCGGACCUACGGCAGUUUGAAAUCGAGAAACAGUUACGGAAUUCUAGCAGACGUAGCACGCGAUGAAUUCGCAUUUCCUCAAUGUUUAAAUGCGUCUCUUCCUUCGGGAUUGGACGACGAGAUAAUAAUAUCAUGGUAGAAGAUAUUUACUCGCCGACUUGCCAAACUCGAACGCUUGCACACUUUUAGCCUAAUUCGUUCGAGUUUUGCGCUAUACUUUGAGUAAUACGCAAAAAAAGCGUUGCCUCGCGUUCAACUUGACAGCAUUACUACUGUUAGCGAUCGGUGGUUUCUUUGAAGAGAGAGACCGAUCAUUCCAGUUUUGAGACUCAUUUUCUCAUGCGUACGUAAUGUAAUAGCUUAAUUUACUCUCAGCGAGCCUUCGUCUCGGCCUGAUGACCACACGGAACUUCGCAUCGAAGCAGAUUGUUCGAAGCUUUUGACGCUUCUUAAAAAAAUUGUGCCCAUGUAGAACAUGUCCACAAAAUAUUUUUUUAUUUCAUUUCAAUGGAAACGCGCGAUAUGUUUACAUGUGUAGUAUGACUAUGAGUAUACGCGACAUUCUGAUAAUAAUGAUUAGUCGAACGUUACGAGUGAAUACGAAGGAAUAUGUGUUUUAGGUAAUAUAACAAAAUGAUAACAUAAUGAUGACAUUGAUUGACCUCAUUCAUGACCACUGCCUCUGGCAAUGUAUGUGGAAUAUUUAUAAAUGGACCUCGUAAUAGAUGACAUAGAUUAUGUUGAGGCAGUUGCGGCGAAUUUUAUAUAUCAUCUUCGUCUGAAAUUGUUACAUAGAAAGGUAUAGAUAGUAUGACGUAUUAAACACAGACAUUGUUACUUUCAUGUAUGUUAGACAGCAAUAUUGACCCAACACAUACAUAAAUGUACUCAGUAUCCAAUUGAUAAUCUUCGAUUCAGCUCAGGUUACAAUUCCCUCGAUAUACCGAAUUUGAGAUACAUUUUAGUGUAAUUCACACAAUGACUGCUUUACAUUUGUGAAUUCUUUAAUAAUAUUACUGAAUAAAUUGUCAAAAAAGAGAUGAUAUUUACUCUUUUCAAAAUAUCAAGACUUGCAACCGGUUCAACAGUUAUAGAGUUUGAAAAUAAUAUGAAAGAAAUUGUUAUAUAUAUAAUUUUUUUUCUCUCUGUAAUUGCUUUAUUUUAUACACAUAUAUAACAAUAAAAUGAGAAACAACAAGCUGGAUGGAUGGUAAAAUUGGUUUUAAUUUUUUUGAAUUAAAAUGUUUUACUUCUAUUUUUAAAAAAACCUAUCCUUACAUUCUUGUAAUGAAUAACAUGUGAAUAAUAUUCUUAUUAUUCAUAUUUUUAAUAAUAUUCAGUAUUAAAAAUAGACUCGUUAUAAAAUUUUCGUGUUGGACGAAUUCGGAUUUUAUACGUUUCAUAGGAAACAAAAUAUAGAUACACAUAUCUUAAAAUAUUCUAAACUGUUUAGAGAAUAUCAAUCCAUCCAAUUAUUUAAUUAAUGUUAUUUUGUCACCAAACUAAUUACAUAAACACUAAAUCUGUCGAUUCCUCUGCGAACAGUAUUUAAUCCUCUGGUAAUCAUGCUCCGUUCUUCACUGCAAAUUUUGAUAAUAAAAAAAUUGAAGUCGUUAACGAAACGUAAUCUCUUAGUAAGAAAUACGAACUUAUAUAAGAAAUGUGCUAACUUUGGUUUUGCUAGCGAUAAUUUGUGCGAACGUUUGAAUGCGAGUUUUCUCUCGCUGUUCGAUGGGCCUGCUGUAUUUUUACCCACUUGUGUAUCAUUCUUCAAUGUACUUCUGCGUGUCACUCGUUUCGUCCCUUCUUGUCCGUCCUGUAAAAAGUCAAUGAUUCGCACCACUGUAACACUUUAUCUCGAUAUUUUUGUGUAUUUAAUUAUAUCCCCUUUUUUAUUACUUUAUCAUCAAGCUCCUCGCUUAAUACAUUCUUUAACAAAAUAAAAUGUACUUUUUCAA
Monomorium pharaonis (pharaoh ant) is the source of this 2926-nucleotide messenger RNA. It is a transcript of the gene Yeti, whose product is annotated as craniofacial development protein 1. The coding region runs from base 168 to 1034 and encodes 288 amino acids. NCBI's taxonomy places the organism in Eukaryota, Metazoa, Arthropoda, Insecta, Hymenoptera, Formicidae. The transcript has 3 exons. The record is from RefSeq and is a predicted model, not a curated record.